This is a messenger RNA of Trichophyton rubrum CBS 118892, 1407 nucleotides long. RefSeq lists its product as uncharacterized. Gene Ontology annotation, molecular function: N-acetyltransferase activity. The coding region runs from base 1 to 1407 and encodes 468 amino acids. NCBI's taxonomy places the organism in Eukaryota, Fungi, Ascomycota, Eurotiomycetes, Onygenales, Arthrodermataceae. The record is from RefSeq and is a predicted model, not a curated record. The transcript is spliced from 2 exons.
AUGGACGAGAGCAAGCUGGAGCGACUGCGGCCAGUCGGCUGCCUGGAGAAAUACUCGACGGCUCGCAAUCCGCCCCGGUUCUACACCAACGUCGCGGUGACGGCGAGCUAUGUGCUGCCGGCGGGCUGCGCGCUGACGGUCAGGAACUGCGUCUACGGGGCCCUCGAGAAACUGAUAGACGAGCAUCCGGCGCUCUCAGCCAUCCCGCUGGGCGAGGACUCGCUCGAUCCGUACUUUGUGCGCCUGCCAGAGGUCGAGCUUGACCGGUGCGUCUCGUUCAGGGAGAGGAAAGCAGUGGCUGCCGGGGACGGGGAGAGGGAUACGGAGCUGGACGGGCUGCUGAACGAACAGCACAAUAUAUCCUUUGCAGCUCCCUUGCCGUACUGGAGACUGUGCAUCCUGACCGAGCCGCAGGAAGGACGGCGGUUCACUGCUGCCUACGUCUGGCAUCAUGCCAUUGGGGACGGGACGUCGGGGAAGGCCUUCCACAGGACACUCCUGGCAGCCCUGGGGAGUAUCUGCUCCGGCCCCCUUCCUGCUGCAUCGGCGGCUGUGAAGAGCGUGGUUGUGCCUCCCAGGACGCCGCUGCUGCCGUCUCUCGAGGAGGCCUGUCCGAUGCCGCUGUCCUUCUUCUUCAUCCUCUGGACCCUUUUCCGUGCAAAGGUGUGGAAGCCAGCGCGAGAUCCGGGCCUCUGGACGGGAUCCAAGACGUUCACUCCCUUGCACAACACCGUCCGCCAUCUCGUCGUGUCCGAGCGGGAGACGGCGGCCUUUCGAGAUGCGUGCCGGGAGAACAGGACGACCGUCACGGCUGGCUUGCAGGUGUUGCUCGCCCAGGCCCUGUUCAAACACCUUCCGGCGCAGUACACCAAGCUGGCCAGCGAGGGAGCCAUCUCUGCCCGGCGCUGGCUGACGGACGGCCGCAUCACAGACGACUCGAUCGGCGUCUGGGUCCAGGUCUACCACGAGCACUACAGCAGGCACGACAACGAUGCAUUCUCCUGGGACGAAGCCAGGCGGGCCAAGCAGACGAUUGACACAGCGCUGAGCCGCCGGGGGAGCAACAGCCCGGUUGGCAUGCUCAAGUAUGUGAAGGACUAUGUCAAGGAGAUCUUCCUGCCCAAGCUCGGCCAGGAGCGAGAGCUGAGCUUCGAAGUGUCCAACAUCGGCGUCUUUACAGCAGAUCCAUCAGAGGAAGCAGACCCAGCAGAGGCAGAUACAAGACCCCGGAUCGAGAGGAUGGUCUUUACGCAGAGCGUCAAUGUCUUUGGAUGCGCCAUCUCGACCUCUGUCAUCACCGGCGCCGACGGCUGUCUCGUCCUGGGCUUCUCCUGGCAACGGGGGGUCGUCGAGGACAGCCUGAUGGACUCUUUUCUAGCCUCAGUCAAGCAGGCCUUUGCUCUUUAA